AUGUCUGUCGGUGUUUGGGAUUUAAUGCCGGUCAGAUGCCGAUGGAUUGAGACGUUACGGCACUGCGGAAAAUCGCUGCUAAGGAGACAGCGACGACUGCUCAGGAGACUGAAGAAGGCUUACCUACACAGUUGGCGCUCUGCUGACGAGCUGAACAUGUUGGUGGGUGCGAAGGUUGGCGGCGCGACUCCGCUGGUGAUCGCAUGCAGAAACGGACACUACGAUGUUGCCGAGUACCUCAUUGAGAGAUGUAAAGCUGAUAUUGAACAGCCUGGUUCAGUGACAUUUGAUGGCGAGACAAUAGAAGGUGCGCCACCACUAUGGUGCGCCGCGGCUGCCGGUCACCUGCCUCUGGUGAAGCUGCUGGUGCGGGCCGGUGCAAAUGUCAACUCUACCACGAGGACGCACAGCACGCCCUUGAGGGCCGCCUGCUUCGACGGACACCACGAUAUUGUUAAAUUCCUAGUUGAAAACGGCGCUGACAUAGAGAUAGCCAACCGUCACGGACACACCUGCUUAAUGAUAGCUUGUUACAAAGGCCACAUCAGAAUCGCCAAGUACUUACUUUCAUUGAACGCUGACGUGAACAGGAAGAGCGUUAAAGGCAACACAGCGCUACACGACUGUGCAGAAAGCGGUUCCCUACACAUAUUAAAGAUGCUGCUAGGACAUGGAGCAACGAUGGACGUUGAUUCAUAUGGUAUGACACCACUGCUAGCGGCAUCAGUGACGGGCCACACACAUAUAGUAGAACACCUAAUCAAUGUAGAAUACGGACUAGUGACGCGGCAACAGCGUAUUGACGCGCUAGAGCUGUUAGGUGCCACGUACGUCGAUAAGCGAAGGGACAUGGUUGGAGCGCUCGCGUUAUGGAAACGAGCCAUGGACGAUAGAUUUCCGGCGGAUGGAAGCGAGCCAAUCCCCAAGCCUAAAGACAUACCAAGGAUAGAGGCGUAUGACUACGCAGUAGAACCUAGCAAUGCACAAUUAUUGGAAGAAAUACUCGCUGACCCCGAUGCUAUGAGAAUGCAAGCCUUAGUCAUUAGAGAAAGGAUUCUAGGUCCGGCGCAUCCCGACACAUCGUACUACGUGCGGUAUCGCGGCGCAGUGUACGCGGACGCGGGCCGUUUUGUGCGCUGCCGACAACUGUGGCACCACGCGCUCGAUAUGCAACGAGCUGUGCUCCCACCCUUAUCACCGCUUACCCAGUCCAGUCUAUACAGUUUUGCGGAGUUGUUUUCAUAUAUGUUGGCUGAGCGAGCACGUCCUCCACUAAGAGGUCGUAUAGUCCCACCAGUAACAUUCGAAGACAUCGAACCAGUAUUCAAAAAAGCAUUGUCCGAGAUUGACAGAGGCAUGGAACUCCUAGACUCCAAGCUUAGCAUUGAUCGGGAACAAACGUUGAGCACCUUACAGAGGGUUUUAGUCAUUUCACUGCACCUUGCUGCUCUCAUGGCCAGGUUAUUAGAGGAACCGGAUUGUACUGAAGAAGUUUCCAGAAAGAUUCAUAAGGCUGUGUACUCACUUAUUAAGUUAGAUAUUAAGGUGCGGCAGGGCCGGUCGGCGCUGCACGUGGCGUGCUCGGCGGAGGGGUGCCGCGGGCGGGGCGCGCGCGCGUGGCUGCCGCCGGCGGGGGGCGCGCAGCCCUGCGCCGCGCACCUCGUGGCGCUCAUGCUGCGCCUCGGCGCGCCGCCCGACGCGCGCGACGCCGACGGGAACACGCCGCUGCACCUCGUCUGCAAGUUAAACCCGUGUCCCGCGGAAGUAGUUCGUGAAUUGUUAGCGCACGGCGCCCACAUCGACACGGUCAACUACGAAGGUGAGACCCCCGAGGAAAUACUCAAAUCCACCCAGCAGAGUCUCACGGCCAUCGUCAACCCGCUCCGGUACACCACGCUCAAGUGCCUGGCGGCGCGGACGGUCAAGAACUACAGGCUGCCAUACCGACACGUGGUCCCGCACUGCCUCCACUCCACCAUCAUCACGCACUGA
Arctia plantaginis is the source of this 1992-nucleotide messenger RNA. Lineage: Eukaryota; Metazoa; Arthropoda; Insecta; Lepidoptera; Erebidae. The record is from the annotation of a GenBank genome assembly.